Molecule: messenger RNA, 690 nt
Organism: Neurospora tetraspora
Lineage: Eukaryota; Fungi; Ascomycota; Sordariomycetes; Sordariales; Sordariaceae
Product: Shr3 amino acid permease chaperone
Exons: 2
Coding region: 1-690 (229 amino acids)
Biological process (GO): endoplasmic reticulum to Golgi vesicle-mediated transport
Cellular component (GO): endoplasmic reticulum membrane
Source: RefSeq, a predicted model, not a curated record
AUGUCGGAGAGUCACUGGGUAGACUGGAAUAAGAACACGCAGUCCAAGGACUAUCGUGGCUCUGGUUCCUUCUCAACCUUCAUCAUCAUCGGUCCCGUCUGUUUCUUCCUUGGCAUACUCUUCGCGCAGUUUCCCUAUGACUUCCCGUUGCUCUGGACCUCGGAGCCCGUUCAGGCCACGUACUACGACUUCCUCGAGACGCACGUCAAGUUCCUCCACGCCUCGCCUCCCAUCAUCUCGCGCAUCCUCAACAUUGUCAUCUUCGUUGGCCUCCUCGGAUUUUUCAUGAAGCUCUUCCGCCCUGCCGAAUCCAACGUGUUGUUCGACGGCGCAUCGCUCAUUCUGUACGUCAUUGGAGUCGGCGUUUACACAAGCAACAUCGUCAAGGGAAUGCGCACCAUCACUGCUGGCAUCUGGGACAUGGAAGACUUUGCUGGUAUCAAGCACGACGGCCCCGUCUCGGGCGAGGUCAUUCUCGGCAGGGAGGAUACCAUGAAGGUGCUCAGCGCUAGCAACACCAUUCUGGCCAUGGUGCUGGUCGGAGUCCUUGUCUUGCAGGCUGGCCAAUGGUACGCCGAGUCUAAGGAGAAGGACGAUUUUGCCAAGGGCGAGAAGAAGGACAAGAAGAAUGGUGGCCAGCAGCAACAGCAGCCGCAGCCCCAGCAGGCGGAAGAUAAGAAGUCGCAGUAG